Molecule: messenger RNA, 402 nt
Organism: Penicillium alfredii
Lineage: Eukaryota; Fungi; Ascomycota; Eurotiomycetes; Eurotiales; Aspergillaceae
Exons: 2
Coding region: 1-402 (133 amino acids)
Source: RefSeq, a predicted model, not a curated record
AUGCUCGAGCUUGGCUUCUCGCACCAGCUUGUCCAGCUGGCUAGAAAGGUCACCGCUUUGUACCGCGCCCUCUUUAGUCAAGACGGUGAUGGUGGAAAGUGCCGUAAGGGAACAGGCAACGUUCACCAGAGGAUCACCAAGUCGCUGCUUGGUCCAUCCGACAAAGCCGAGGCCGCCGCCGCAAAACACAAUGAGAACAAGCACAUGGCCGAGGACUGGAAGAUCCAAUGUGUCCUGGAAGAACAUUUCAACGAACAUGCUCGUGAUGGACAGGAAGGCCGAAUAGCAGAAAGCGAGAAACGCGCAGAUCAGAGCCUUGAACAUGCUCCCUUGAGAACGCGCCGGAUGGAAAUACACAGUAACCGUAGCCACCAUGUGUUUGCCAUCCUGAUGGCCGAGUAG